Molecule: messenger RNA, 1129 nt
Organism: Globicephala melas (long-finned pilot whale)
Lineage: Eukaryota; Metazoa; Chordata; Mammalia; Artiodactyla; Delphinidae
Product: kallikrein-7-like
Biological process (GO): proteolysis
Molecular function (GO): serine-type endopeptidase activity
Source: RefSeq, a predicted model, not a curated record
CGAGUCUGCGCCCCACGUCAGAUCAGGCCCUCCGGAGCAAAAGAGACCCCUCCUCUACCUGGCAGCCCCUGAGAGACUCAGAGAAGCCACCAUGGCAGGAUUCCUUCUUCCAGCCCUGCUGACCCUACUGCUGUCCUUAGCCCUUGGAUCUGCUGCACAGGAAGCCCAGGAUAAGAACGGCGAGAAGAUUAUUGAUGGGAUUCCGUGUCUAACAGGCGCCCAGCCCUGGCAGGUGGCCCUGCUCAGAGGCAAUCAGCUCUACUGUGGAGGCGUGCUGGUCAACGAGCACUGGGUGCUCACUGCUGCCCACUGCCUGAUGAAUUCGUACAACGUGCAUAUGGGCAGUGAAGACCUGAGCAGAGGCCAGAAGAUCAGGGCCACAAUGUCAUUCCGCCACCCUGACUACUCCACGCAGAGCCAGGCUAAUGACCUCAUGCUGGUGAAGCUAAGGACGCCGGCCAAGCUGUCAUCCACCGUGAAGAAGGUCAACCUGCCUUCCCGCUGUGAACCCCCUGGGACCACGUGUACCGUUUCUGGCUGGGGCACCACCACCAGCCCUAUUGCGACCUUUCCAGAGAAACUCAUGUGCACAGACGUCGACAUCAUCUCCUCUGAAGACUGCAGGAAGGUUUACAGGAACUUGCUGGGAGAUUCCAUGCUGUGUGCUGGCAUCCCCAACUCCAGCACCAAUGCCUGCAACGGUGACUCAGGGGGACCACUGAUGUGCAAAGGUACUUUGCAAGGCCUGGUGUCCUGGGGAGCUUUCCCUUGCGGCCAACCCAACAACCCAGCUGUCUAUACCCAAGUCUGCAAGUACAUCGAUUGGAUAAACACCACCAUCAGCACGUACUGCUAAUCUCUCCGUACUCCCAUCUCUCCAUCCCUACACCCCGAACAGGAAAUUCACAGAAAUAAGGACGUCGAUGAUCUACAGUCAUACUUGACUUUACUUUUCCUCAAAGACAUAUCAAAACCUCCACAAUAUGCCAUGUGUGUAAGUCAAUCAAAUCAGCAAGGACUUAAAACCAAAACACGAGACGCAAAAACCUCAGAGCUGGUAAAGAAGUAGUGAGACCAGCACCUUCGGCCACUGAAACUGUAAAUUCAUACGAUUUUUAUGGAAGUUGAU